Messenger RNA from Trifolium pratense (red clover), 1185 nucleotides. RefSeq names its product E3 ubiquitin-protein ligase RDUF2-like. Gene Ontology annotation, biological process: protein ubiquitination. The record is from RefSeq and is a predicted model, not a curated record. Gene Ontology annotation, cellular component: cytoplasm. Bases 1 to 1185 code for a protein of 394 amino acids. Gene Ontology annotation, molecular function: ubiquitin protein ligase activity. The transcript has a single exon. Lineage: Eukaryota; Viridiplantae; Streptophyta; Magnoliopsida; Fabales; Fabaceae.
AUGUCUUCACAUUGGUGUUACAGGUGCAACAAAUUUGUUAGGGUAUGGAGGCUAGGAAUGCCAAUAUGUUUAGAUUGUGAUAGCGGUUUUGUUGAACAGCUCGAACAUUCCGCACGUUCUCUCCAUGAAGACGGUGGUCCUCAAAGGAGGUUUCCUAUGUCGGCGGCCAUGUACAUGAUGGGCCACAAUAAUAACAAUUCCAAUCAAAAUUCUCGUAGACGCCGUUGCAGAAACAAUAUUAACGGAGAUUAUAAUAUUUCUGACCCAAUCAUCAUGAUCCGGGGUAGCGGAUCAUCUCGGGGUAUGGGCCGUGAGGGCGAAGGGAAUCGUGGGUUUGAACUUUUCUACGAAGAUGGUGCCGGUACUGGUCUCCGACCAUUGCCUCCAAGGAUGUCAGAUUUUCUUCUUGGAUCUGGAUUUGAAAGGGUGAUGGAAAACCUUUCUCAUGUCGAAUCUAAUCGAACUAGAAACGCGCGACAUAAUCAACAACAAUUACCAGCAUCAAAAUCCGCGGUAGAAUUGUUACCAAUGAUUAAAAUUAAUGAAAGUCAUAUGGAGAUAGAAUCACAUUGCGCCGUUUGCAAAGAGAUGUUUGAACUUGGCAUUAUGGCUAGAGAAAUGCCAUGCAAACACAUAUACCAUGAUGAUUGCAUACUUCCAUGGCUUGCAAUUAAAAAUUCUUGUCCGGUAUGUCGCCAUGAACUUCCUUGUGAAUCACAACAAAAUAAUAAUAAUAAUCAAAAUUUAGAAGAGAAUGUUGGGUUGACGAUUUAUCGAUUACCGGGUGGAGGGUUUGCCGUGGGAAGAUUCUCCGGUGGAAGAAACGGCAUUGAGGGUGGGGAUGAAAGUGAAAGAGAGCUUCCUAUUGUUUACACGGAGAUGGAUGGUGCAUUUAACAAUAUUAGUGAACCAAGGAGGAUAUCAUGGUCAUUAACAUCAUCUAGAGAAAGGAGAGGAAGAAGUAGUGGAGGUGGAUUUCGUAGAAUGAUGAACAAUUUGUUUGGAUGUUUGGGAGGUGGGGGUGCAGUUGGCAAUAAUCAACGUUAUGUUCCCACUACUAGAGAGUUUUCUCCAUCUAUGACCAUGAGAAAUAAUAGUGGAUCAUCUAAUACCAAUGAGAGUUCUUCUACACGUCAACGUAGAACUUGGUCUAUGGAUGUAAAUGGUGGAAUUAGACCGUGGUAA